Messenger RNA from Diprion similis, 1555 nucleotides. RefSeq names its product protein saal1. Lineage: Eukaryota; Metazoa; Arthropoda; Insecta; Hymenoptera; Diprionidae. The transcript has 6 exons. Bases 199 to 1518 code for a protein of 439 amino acids. The record is from RefSeq and is a predicted model, not a curated record.
GCGCAGUGUAUUUUGAAUCAGAGUCAUAAUCCUCUUUGCGGUAACGGUUCAUUCAAACACGGACUUAUUAAUAGAGUGCUGAACUGCAGAUUCUGUUCAAGAUAAAUGCUAAUUGUAAAGAAGCAAUUUAUUUUCCAACUGGCAACUAACUAAAACAACGAAAACUUUAAACGUAUCUCCAAUCCUUUCAUAACAGACAUGAGCACGAUGGAAGAAGUGGACGAUGAUAGUAAUAGUGAAGAGAAUUGUCCAGAGUGUCAAAUGGCAUUACUGAUGGAUGCGAGUGAUAUAAGUGAAUCUGACAUGGAAACAAUGAAAGGAGAUACAAUUGGCAACACUAUGUACAGUGCCAAGUGGAUAAUAACCGUCUUGAUAUCACUUUCAAAUGUAGACGAAACAGGGUGGUCAGAAUCAUUGGAAAAGGAGCUUUGCUUCUUAUGGGACAUGGCGGCGGAAAAAGAUGUGACGCUAUUUCUAGCAGAAAACAAUUUCUUACAAAUUGUUGAACUAUCAUUCAAUGCUAGCAAUGAGCCCAGAUUGACGGAAAUCCUUAUGGGGAUUCUUGGAAAUAUGUGUUCCCAGACGACCGUAAUACAAUCGGUAGCAGAAAGGGAGGAAUUAGUUUCUUUGCUUUUUAAUUUAUUAUUAACUAGUGAUCCGGAAACGCUAAUUCAACUCUUAAGACUGCUGCGGGUUGCUGUAUGGGAUAUUCAACUGAAGGCAAGGGGGAAUACGAAUUCACUAUGGUUGGAGCACUUGAAGAAUUACCAAAUACUUGGAACAUCUUUAAUUUUUAUCCUAAACAGUUCAACCAAUGAUGAUUUACUGAUAGCGGCUACAGAUCUGAUACAAGCAAUAUCAACCACGCAAUUACCAAAUGAAAAAUUAUUAGAAUCUCUUUUUGGUAUGCAACAACUACUUCCAGCUCUGAUAGAAUCAUUCACGCAAAUGAUACCCAAACAAGAUGGAAAUCACACAAGAAAAGAGCUCAAAGUAAUUGAAAAUUGGCUCACUAUUGUGAGCAAUUUAUUAGAAGGCAAACACCUCAUGUUGUUUGAAGAGGAAUACACUAAACAUUUUAUAGAUAUCCUUGAUACUCUACUCAGGAUACUACAGCCUUAUGUACAUUCUCACAAUUUGAUACCCUUGGAUGAAAUAUCUGCUGUGUGUAUUCACGACUCUGUGAAAAUGAUUCUAAGUUUCCAACAGAACAGAUUACCCGUGGGCCCCGAAUUCAUAUUUAUGAUAGUGACAAUUAUGUAUCAUCUGCAGUCAGGAAACCAAUCAACUGAUUCGGAUACGAACAGCGAUAACAACGAGUGGGAACUUUCAGAGUAUUUGGAAAAAUAUUGGUUUAAAAUAUUAGCUUGGUCCGAACUGGAUCACCUGCAAGACGUUCUACAAAUGUGUGAAGAUAGUAUUGUCCAAUACAUUAUGGAUAUAACCAAAUCACACCGGUAUACGACUAGUGCUACAAUGAGAAAACUAAUAAUAGCAAGUGAAUCCCUAAGUCAGUGAAAUGAUCAGUUAUAUUAAUGUGUACAAAUUAAUGUAG